Molecule: messenger RNA, 1041 nt
Organism: Aspergillus calidoustus
Lineage: Eukaryota; Fungi; Ascomycota; Eurotiomycetes; Eurotiales; Aspergillaceae
Source: the annotation of a GenBank genome assembly
AUGUUUCCCACAGCAAGAUGUCUGGGCGCCAAACCCGCUGGCUUUUUCAAGCGGAGCGCGGACGAGCUGGGCCGACUAUCCCGAAUCGCUUGGAACACCGAGGGCCUUCACACGCCGACGAAGCCAUACCACCUUUUGGAUUUUGAAGAUGAUUCGGCCGUCGCAGGAUGCAAGACCAUGGCCGACCGCGCCGUUGGAGGAUUCAGCACCGCAAGCUUAGACUAUAUACCCGCAGACCCCUCGACAAAUUCACCCGCCCAUGCAAGAUUCCACGGAAGCAUCUCGACGAAGCUGCCAGACAACUGGCGGGUGGAGAGGACAGGAUACGCCGCCUUCCGCAACCAAGACCGAGGCUUAUGGCUUUUCGGUCGUCUAUACUGGGACCUUGACCCAUAUACCUACCUAGCAUUGCGAAUCAAAUCGGACGGUCGACGAUAUACGGUUAAUAUUCAAACAGAUUCAAUUGUCGAAACUGAUAUCCACCAACACCGACUAUACACACGCCACCACCACGUGCAGUCGUCAGACGAUUACCUCUCACCAUACUCGUCGCCGGAGGCAGCAGAGCCCCCUGAGAUUGCCAAGGAGAGAUACCCCAACGGCAUCCCGCCUUCUCUAUCAGACGUUCCUCCGCCUACUACAGUCAUGUCGUCUAGCUCCAAGACGACGUCCGGCUCGACCGGGUGGGAGACUAUCCUUCUACCCUUCAAUUCUUUCGUCCGCACAAACCAUGGGCUCGUUGUCGAGCCACAGACUUCAAUAAUACGUCAGCGGGUGAAGAGUAUCGGUAUCGGCUUGACAGACCGAGUUGAGGGUUCAUAUGAUCUCCGAAUUCACCGUAUCUGGGCCACGAAUGGGAUGAGCGCGGCAGAGCUUGAAGAGGAACAGCGAAUCUGCGGGGCAGACGCUUUACCCCUUGAUGAUGGUGUCCGGACGGGAUGGACGGGCAAGCCCGCGGAGACAAUUGAAAGCAUCAAAGAACCAAAAGACACGAAGCCGAAGGUGAAGGGGCUGAAGGGGCUGAAAGAUGAAUGGGAUUAA